Molecule: messenger RNA, 1656 nt
Organism: Lodderomyces jiufengensis
Lineage: Eukaryota; Fungi; Ascomycota; Pichiomycetes; Serinales; Debaryomycetaceae
Product: flavin-containing monooxygenase
Exons: 1
Coding region: 1-1656 (551 amino acids)
Molecular function (GO): flavin adenine dinucleotide binding; NADP binding; N,N-dimethylaniline monooxygenase activity
Source: RefSeq, a predicted model, not a curated record
AUGUCAUCAGUUGUCACAUUAACUAAAGAGUCUCAUAAAAAUCCUACAAAAUUUAGAAUCAAUUAUCAAGAUGUUAAAGAUGUUUUAGGACCAGAAGAAAAAGCAAGAUAUAGCAUUAAUGAAAAUUUACCAACUAUAUAUACAUCAUCAAAAGUUGGUAUUAUUGGAGCAGGAUUUGCAGGUAUUGGAAGUGCUAUAAAAACUAUAGUUGAUUUAAAAAUUGAUGAUUUAACUAUAUUUGAGAAACAUGAUAAUUUUGGUGGUACUUGGUAUGCAAAUACUUAUCCUGGUUGUGCUUCUGAUAUUCCUGCUUUAUGGUAUUCAUUUUCUUAUGAAUUAACUUCAAAUUGGUCAAGAGUUCAACCUCCACAAUAUGAAAUGGAAGAAUAUAUUUUAAGAGUUACUGAUAAAUAUAAAUUAAAAGAAAAAGCUAAAUUUGAAACUUUUAUUGAUAAAUCUGUAUUUAAUAAUGAUACUGGAUAUUGGACAUUGCAUGGUCAUUAUAUUAAAUCAGGUCAAAAAUUUGAACAUAAAUGUAAAAUAUUAUUAAGUUGUUCUGGUGGAUUGGUUGUUCCGAAUCAAUUAAAAGCUGAAGGUUUAGAAAAUUUUAAAGGUAAUUAUAUACAUUCAGCACUUUGGGAUCAUUCAGUUGAUUUUAAAGGUAAAAAAGUUGUUGUUGUUGGUAAUGGAUGUUCUGCAAAUCAAGUUGUUCCUGCAUUAUUAAAUGAUCCUCAAUAUAAUGUUAAAUCUAUUUUUCAAAUUGCAAGAUCAAAACAUUAUAUUAUGCCUCCAGUUCCAAAAGUUUUAUUUUGGUUAUACAGAUUAUUAAGUUUUAAUUAUUAUACUUUAUUAUUGGUUAGAUUUAUAGUUAUUUUCAUCGCUGAAUUAAGAGUUCCAUUAUAUAAAGGAAAUGGAAUUUUAGCAAAAGUUGUAAGAUGGAUUAAUACAAAAGUUUCAACUCAUUAUAUGAAAAAGAAUAGUCCAAAAAAAUAUCAUGAUAUUAUAAUUCCAGAUUAUAAAAUUGGUUGUAAAAGAUUAAUUUUUGAUUAUAAAUAUGUUACUGCAUUAAAUGAUCCAAGAAUUGAUGUUACAAAUCAUAAUAUACAAAAAGUUGUUGAAAAUGGUAUUAUUUUAGAUAAUGGUGAAUUUGUUGAAGCUGAUAUUAUAGUUGCAUGUACUGGUUAUGAUCUUAAUAAAUCUUUUAGAUCAACAGUUGAAACAACAGAAGGUUAUUCAGUAAAUGGUAUAUGGGAAAAAGAAGGUCCAAGUGCUUAUCGUACCCUUAUGGUUAAACAUAUGCCUAAUUUAUUUUUAAUUGGUGGUCCAAAUUCAGCAACUGGUCAUUCAUCAGUUGUAAUGGCUAUUGAAAAUGGUAUUGAUUAUUAUUUAAAAGUUGCAAAACCAGUUUUAGAAGGUAAAGAUAAAUCAGUUGUUGUAAAACCUGAAGUUUAUGAUGAAUGGUUUUCAAAUAUUCAAAAAGAAUUACAAAAAUGUGUUUUUGGUACUCCUUUUGGUGGUUGUGUUUCUUGGUAUGCUAGUUCAGGUAUUAAUCCAACUGCUUAUGCUUGGACUCAAAUGCAUUAUUGGUAUAUUACUCAUUUUCCAAAUUAUAAAGAUUUAAUUUAUAAACCAGAAGAAAAUAAAAAAUUAAAAUAA